AUAAUGUCAUAAAUAAUUGAAUUUAAAAUACAUAAAUUUCUUUCUCUGGUGAUAAUUUUUUACUUAAUGUCUUUAUGUUAGAAUGUAAAAGUAAAAUAAUCGAUGCAACACUUAUUACACUUAAUUAUGAUUGCUAUUUGUUCUCACUCACAGAAAAUGAUAUAUUCCUUAUAAUUCUUGACGUUCCUGUCUAAUACAAACAUAAAUUAAUAAAAUCAAAUGUAUUCUUGAUAGAAUCUUGAUUUAUUAAAUCAUCGCAAUCAUAUAUUAAUUAAAAAAUUGUAAUUGCCAUGGAAUUUGUUGAUAAAAAUCAUCCAAGCAUACAAGAAGCAUUUGAAUGGUUUUUUGGGAUGAAAAAUAUAGAACAGCAAUGCACUGAACAAUCUUUGACACGCCUGCACAAUGCUUUCUUGACAACAGAAAAUGGAGAGAUGAAUUCUUUUCAAUUAUACAAUGCUUUCCGAGAGAUUCUCGAGAUAAAAAUGUCGCAGGAUGAGUUCCAGAUUUUCUUUAAAAAAAUGGAUAAGAGACUUGAUGAUAAGGUGACAUGGGACGAAUUCAUUUCUUACUUGCUGAUAGAAUUUCGGGACAUAGACAUUAGUUUAAGAUCGCAAAUAUUGGAGACACCGUUAACCGAUCUACCGAAAUUAUUAAGAACGCAUCAUCGCACUCCCGUGUGCAGAAUUACGUUUUGCCCAGAAGUUUUAUCGGAUAGAAGCACGAGUUUCCGCCGUGGUUGUUACAUGACCGUUAGCAGAGAGGGAGUAAUCAAUUAUUGGUCGUUAGACCUCGAGUACGAGCGUACCGUGCAAUCAAAAAAUCCAUAUUUAAAGGUACAAUCUACCGUUAUAACUGAUAUGAUCGUACUGCCGGAUGUUCAAGUAGUGUGCACGAGCUCGACGGAAUGUGAUUUGAGGUUUUACGACGUUGCGGCAAAAAAGUUUGAUCUUCGCAUACUAAUAUCCAGUUUGAAAAAUGCAGUGGUUUGUAUGUAUUAUUACUUCAGUACAAACAUAAAUGAAAAUUCUUAUAUCGUUUUUGGUGAUAUGAGUGGAUCUGUCAUAAGCAUGGCCUUUAAUCCUGCGGACAGAGGACCCUUCAAGCAAUAUACUGACACGAUCACUCUUCGCUACGACAAUGUUAUUAAAGGAGAACUGCGAGGAUUCAACGUCACAGAGUUUAAAAACAUACAUACAAACUGGACGAGCCAAGUGGCUUAUUAUGGAAGUUUACGAGCGUUCGUCUCGAGCAGCCAGUGCUCCGAUUGUUCCAUGUGCGUUUUCGAUGCGAGUGGCGCAAGGACGCAAUACAGAUUUCAAAUUUCCAUGGGAAUAUCGUGCUUUACACUCUGCGAAGAUAGUCAGAUACUAGUGACCGGUGGACCAGAUUGCGUAGUUCGCGUCUGGAAUCCAUUCGUCCCCAGGAAGGCAAACGCCGUUCUAUCGGGACACCGAUCGACUAUCUGCGCGCUUGUCGUAAUAGAUGCCGGUAAACGCAUUUAUUCUCUAUCGAAAGACAGAUGCGUAAAAGUAUGGGACGUUCCGGCUCUUAGUUGUAUUCAGACGUAUAACAAAUUACCAAGUGAGCUAAGUGAGUACGCUCCGAUGACAAUAGUAUUCAACACAUUAACUCGUACGAUGAUCAUCGCCAGCAUGAUGAUAGCUGUUCUCGUAUGCGAGCACGUAAUUAAUGAGGAAACUUCGGAUGGCUACACGCAUACUAAGGGUGUUAGUUGCGUACUCUACAAUCAGCUUUUUCGAGUGAUUGUUUCUAUGGGAUUAGAUUCAUGCAUUAUCGUAUGGGAUCCAUGGUGCGGACGUCGUUUACGUUUGAUAUCGCAUGCCCACAGUAUCAUACAAUACGGGCAGUACGUCGACAUUGAGAUUACGGCAGCUUGCUUCGACAAUUCAGAACAAUUUUUAAUAACCGGCGCUAGGGACGGUUCGUUGAAAAUGUGGAAUUACAAUACCGGUGUCUGUGUACGCAAAAUGAUAGUUGAUCAUCAAUGCGAAAUAACAAAUGUCGUAUGGUAUGAAGAUCGAAUUCUGUGCUGUGGCUGGAACAAACAUGUUUCAGAAUUGGCGGCUUUCGAGUCUGACAUAUACAGGAAAAAUUGGACGACCAGUCACACCGACGACAUCCUGUGUUCAGCCGCAAGAUUACCCCAAUUGCUAGCUACCGGAACGUACAACGGAGAACUGAUUCUGUGGAGACUCGAAACGGGGCAGCCUUUUAGAAAGUACCAAGUGAUUGAUGUUAGUAGAAGAGAGGUGAACGCAGAGAAAGACUCCGAGGAAACGGAUGAGAUCGGCAAAGCUGUUGAUCAACAAAUCAACUAUGAAAUUAAUUUUUACUUCAUAGAUCUAAAUAAAUUUUUUUACAAAUUCAUUCUUUCUUGUGUAAAAACGAAUUAUUCUUUUCUUUCGAAAAGUUCCAAACGAUCUAAACUGACUCCUCGUGAAAACAAAAAGUGGACUCUGUGCGCUCAUCAAAAGGCAGCGUUGAACAUUGUUCGCAUAACUGCGGUGCGCGCGAUAAUUUUUCUGGCCACGCGAGAAGCGAAAUCGAAUGUCGGCACACUGCUAGUCGCGCUCGAUUCCGGCAUGGUGCAAGUGUGGACGCAUCAUCCUGCGGCGGGAUUUUUGGGCGCCUUUUCAGUCGUGCACACUGUCGGCGACUGUGCUACGGCUUUAGCCACUGAUCCUGAAAAUCAAUUCCUCGUAACAGGCCACAGCGUAGGAUACAUAAAGGUUUGGCUCCUCUCCAAUUAUAUGCUACCAAAUCCGCCAAAAAUAUGCUUGCCACUAUUGAGAUUGGAAUUUCCAUUCUUAUGGAAAGAUAAAAUAGACGGAAGAGCGAAGAGAGCGGUACGAGAUCAGGCACUACCGCUCCUACUAUCAUCUGUACGCGGUCACACACGGGGAAUUACCUCUCUUCAAAUCAUUUCUACCGCACGAAUGAUAGUAAGCGGUAGCGCGGAUCGCACAGUACGUUUGUGGACUUUCGGAGGACGUUAUAUAUCAACUCUAGGCACGUUUAGAGAUUGGAUCCCGUUAUUGCCUACUAUGCCUGUGCAAAAGUAUUUCGAAGAUUACAAGUUUCCAGCGGAUAUUAGGAGACUCGCUAGUUCCACAACUCUGAAGGUACUUCACGGUGGCAUGAGAUUAACAUCAAUGGAAGUCGAAGAAGAGGAGAUUGAUAUCCCGAAAGAAACUUUCGAGGAAAAACGACACAUGUUAUAUGGAAAAGAAUUGGAUAGUUUUGUGCUUCAAACUUAUUAUGCAUCACAAUUGCUUGAAAAAGCGUAUCAAAAAUGUCUGCGAUUAAAUAAUACCUUGCCAUAUAUACCAAUUUAUACGCAUUUGCCAACGUAUUCUUUAAAACCUAUAGAGGCACAAAUGACACUCUUGCUUGGACAGAAAACGGAACUUAUUAAAAAGAUAUAUUCAAGAAGAGCAAUAAAACCACUACACUUUCCUGCAACGGAAAGGAUUAAAGGCACUUCUACAAGAUCGAAUCUACUACGUUAAUUCUCCAUGAACUGACUUCUUUAAAACUCUCCCUUGCAAAUAUUAAUAAAAUAGUAAAAAUAUUUUACGCAUUAUAUAAAUCGAAAUAAAAUAUUGAUUUUCAUUAUUCAGAUUAGUGAAACUCGUACUCAUAUAACAAUCAUUUUUUGAUCUAAUUAUUUACUAACUAAAUUGAUCAUCUAAUUACAUAUAUAGGCUUUAAUUUUUCUUCAGCCAAUAAUGAACAUGUUCAACAGACAAAACAAAUUAGUAAACGUUCAAUAAUUCUUUAUUAUUAGUUUCUAAAUUCAGCAAAGCAUUAAAGGUGAGAACUAAUCAUAUUAAAGAAUUACUGAGCACUCACUGAUCUGCUUUGUCUGUCGAACCUGCCGAAUGACAAUAUAUAAAUAAUAAGAAAAAUUAGCCAUUUUUAAGUUGUAAAGAUGCUACGUACAUACAUUAUUGUCACUCUGUAAACAUUAUAUAACAAUAAACAAUGGACCUUCA
Messenger RNA from Monomorium pharaonis (pharaoh ant), 4016 nucleotides. It is a transcript of the gene WDY, whose product is annotated as WD repeat-containing protein on Y chromosome. Lineage: Eukaryota; Metazoa; Arthropoda; Insecta; Hymenoptera; Formicidae. The record is from RefSeq and is a predicted model, not a curated record. Bases 291 to 3530 code for a protein of 1079 amino acids. Gene Ontology annotation, molecular function: protein binding; calcium ion binding. The transcript is spliced from 19 exons.